AUGGCUCCUAGUCUCCCCCAGUCUCCGUUACAGAGAGGUCUCUUACGGGGUGGCAGGAAGCUCCGGGCGGGUGACCCAAAGAGCCCUCCUAAACUACAAGACAGAACCAGGACCUCCUACCCGCCGCCGCCGCUGCCUCUCUUUGUCGGGAGGAAAGGUGAAGCAGCAGGAAAACACCACAAUAUUUUUACACGAGAGGCACAGUGGGAGAGGCUGGCUGCGGGAGCAAUGCCUCUCGCCAUCGUCAAAGUCACUUCUUGUGUAUUUUGCCUCACUCCUGCUGCUGCUGUUGUUGCCUCGUUCCAAGGGCGCGAGGAUGCCGCGGCGUGGAGGACCUGCAGCACCUCAACUCGUGACCUUGUGCCGCGGGACGUCCGAGGAAGACCUGCACCCCUGGGGAUGGGCCGCGGGUGCCCCAGCACGGCGCCUCCCACCUGCCCGCGGCCCGUGACUGAAGGAUUAGGCCAAGAGGAAGUAUGCAGUUCAUUUCGCCUUGAGGGACAGAUCGAGGCUUGGGCGGAUCGCUCGCUCUCCUCGCUCACUCCGCCACAGAGGACCACCACCACCACCACCACCACUCAAGACUGCCUCCACCCUCAGCAAGACAGCCACACUCAGCGCACACCCACGCCAGGAGACAAGGAGCAGGAGGGGAUAACUAAAGUGACAGAAGGCUUGGGGAAGCAGACUCGCAGCCUCGGGGUUUUUGCACCUGCUCCCCUUACCUCUAAUGUUCGGGCGGCAAGGUGUGCGGGACAGAUGGCGCCCGCCCCACCCCGCCCUGCCCCACCCUGCCCCGCACCGCCCUCACCACACCUCACUCAGUCACCACACCGCUAUCCAGCCUUGCAUAUCCACCUGACUCAUCCACCCAGUGUCUUCCUGUUACUUUCUUGCGUGGCCCCAGUAGAGCCUCCCCUCCCCUCCCCCCUCCCACACCUCGCCAGCGCCUCCCCUGCCGAGCGUCGUGGCGGUGCUGUGUCAUCCGCCUCUAAUUAA
Portunus trituberculatus (swimming crab) is the source of this 999-nucleotide messenger RNA. Its product is annotated as formin-like protein 8. The coding region runs from base 1 to 999 and encodes 332 amino acids. Lineage: Eukaryota; Metazoa; Arthropoda; Malacostraca; Decapoda; Portunidae. The record is from RefSeq and is a predicted model, not a curated record. The transcript has 7 exons.